Molecule: messenger RNA, 3330 nt
Organism: Sycon ciliatum
Lineage: Eukaryota; Metazoa; Porifera; Calcarea; Leucosolenida; Sycettidae
Product: mucin-1-like
Exons: 10
Coding region: 229-2514 (761 amino acids)
Source: RefSeq, a predicted model, not a curated record
UUUGUUCUGUUCACCUCUAGCUCUGCUUGCAGGCCUUUCGAAGUUUCCUAGCUAAAAUAAUUAGCUGUCAUUAGAGGACACCGUGUUUCAUUUUACCAGCGGCAGACGUCGCCUCAAUUCAGCCAAACAGGCUUAUGCUCAGCUACCACUGGCUACUGAGUAGCUAGCUUGGAACGCCUUGCAGACAUUUCUGGAUACCGGCAAUAGGCUAUUAUAUAGCGACCAAAGAUGGAAAGCCACCCACCCUCACGCACAGGUAUCAUGCAGCUUGGUAUCCCAUGGGGACAUGCAGCCUUUGAAGGUGCAGCAGCACCGUGCGAGGCAUUCUUGGCAGGUCCUGUGCAAGACCGGAUUCACAGACAAGGGACUAUGACGGAGCGUGGUCCUAUUGCACAGCCAACUUCGGCGGAUAAUGGUAUUGGUCAGCUGCAGGCAUUACAAGAAGUACGUGAAAGACACAGACAGGCACGUACAGCAUCUCAGAAUCAAAUUGGAGACGAAGAGGCUGGACGGAACUGGAGGGCAAGGGGCAAUCAUGGUCUCCUUGCAUGCCAGACAGGUGAAGGGCAGCAUGCAUUGGGUCGCCGUCGCACCAUUGUACAGCCGGGCUCUGACAUGCAAGCGAUUGGCAACUUUCAAGCUGAACAGGCAGCUGGGAUUGACACUGGUUCCCUGAAUUGCGAAAAUCGCGUGUCUCCCGCUUUCUUCGGUUCUGAAACCAACAUGCAAGACAGAUCUGCUUGCGGUAGCAAUGAUCGUAUUCGAACCGACCGUGCCUAUUCAACAGCAGAGUUGGUUGUACCCGGCAUAAGCCCAUCCUCGUCCAGCAUUGAUAAACAGUCCCGUGCUGCUGCUGCUGCUUCCAGUCCUGUUUCUCGAAUCGCUUCUGCAGAUGAUGCGCCAGUUGAAAAUGGUGACACUUCUACAGCAGCUGCAAAUCACAGCUCUGCACAAUCCACCAAUGAAGAGCAGCACUUGAGCCAAGAGGAUGCAGGACGCAUAAGGGGAGACAGGGUAGCUGCUAAUCACCAGGCUGCUGCAUCUUCUAGCACUCAGUCUACCAAUGCCCUACAAAGACAUGCUAGACACAUCAGCGUAGCUUCAGGACAAUCAAGUCGGUCUGCUACGAGUAAUCGUCCACCUCCUUGUCCUAGCAAUCCUGUACCGCAUCGCAAUCCCUUGCUUUCUCGUCAUCCUCUACUUGAUCAGCAACCUGUACGUGCUCGUAAUUCUCCGCCUCCUCGCGAUCGUCCACCUCCUGGUAGUCCUCCUCCUCCAGCUCAUGGUGUUGGUGGUCAAGUUCCAAUUGCUAUGGCAGCACCUGCACACAUUGGCACAAGUGCCCAGGGACAGCCUGCACCCGUAGGUGCAGCAUCUAUGCAAUAUCAACUUGAAGAAGGACAGGGACCGCCUGCACCGGGAGGAAGGGAUGGUGUGACGCGCAAGUCGCUUGCUCCUGCAUACCACCGCUUGCCAGUGGGAUCACAACGCAAUGGUGUCGGCGGGAAGAAACCGGGUGUGACUGCGCCGGAAGUCUCUUCAACAGAGAGAUCCGAGGCAUCAUUGUUUGGAUUGUCAGAGUCAUUGCCGGCCUCGUUACAACGCAGCGGCUCACCAUCACCAUCAGCAGCAGCGGCGGCGGCAGCCACCUUUCAAGCUGGAGGACGAUUGAAUCCAGCAGAGCGGUCACUGCCAGCAAGUACAUCACGCCGGUCUACUUUCCGAGGCUCAGUUGGAACAUCCCGCCAUUCACACUCACCAGCACCGCCACCACUGGCGCAACAACCAGCAGGUGCAGGUACAUCCACACACUUUGUGGAACCUGCUGGCGAAAGAGAAGUUCGUGAAAAUCCAGGAGCUUCCAGACCAGCAGAGCAUUCUGAUGGUACAGCAGCGGACUCACCUCAAUCACAGGCUCAUGCCCAGGACCCUGUGUCCGGAGCAAGUCAGCCUGCAUGUGACGGUAUAACAGCUGCAGAGGGCGCAACCACUAUGGGUGCCAGCGCCGCAGAGGAUGCUACGGCGUCAGAGCGUGAAACAGCCCCAGAGGAUGCAACGAUGGCAGACGGUGCAAGCGCCCCAGAGGAUGCUACGGCGUCAGAGGGUGCAAUGGCAUCAGAGUGUACAACAGCGAGGGUGCCUGGCCGAGAUGAACCGGGUUGGGAUGGUCGCACUUUGCAGAUGCCUUGGCCAAGUUAUUCUGGAGCAAAAUUCCGCAAGGCAUACACUCUUCCGGAGCAUGGCGUUGACGAUGGCAAGGCCGUGAUGUAUCGUACUUGCCGUGACAUUAAACCUAUGAAGACCACCGUCCUCCUCCAUCAGAGGCCACUGGGAAACCUGGAAGCCCCUCCUUUUCGGAGCAGUGUAGACGGCCAUCCGGUGUGCUUUCAGGAUGGUUCAAAGGCAAUCGUAUUCCAAUACGAGAAGGCAGCUAUUGAUGGUCAAGCCGAUGUCCUGGCCAUGCCGUUUCAACUGGAAGCCAUGCCUCGAGCACGGUUCACUUCAGCCGCCUAAGCAAGUCUAAUACUCGAAUUGUGCCCACGCAGACGGUUAUGACUGGGUUCCGCAGGAUAUGCGCAGUCAUGUCUGCUGUGUUUCGACGUGAGCUGCAGGUCACUCGCGUUGUUUUUCGACGCGCGAGCCAAAUUACGUGAGCUGAACUUUCGCGUGACGUCAGAAAUAACGAGCAUCGACAUGUCCACGAACUUGAGCACGUCUUGAGCAACUGCCACUUGAAUUGCACUGGUGUUUACUUAGCUGAUGAAACUCAAUAAAUUAUAUCAGAGUCCCCAGUGUCCAUACUGUCUUGUCGUGUGGCCGCUUGGCACCAUAUGAACAGCGUGAUGGCCGUUUGGCAAUGCCGAAGAGCAAACCAUGCUGGUGAUCACAUGAUCUAGCUUAGAAAUACUUAAUUAGGAUUGACUCGGAUGGAGAGCCAAUGACUAAGUCAUUUUUUGGAAGAAUUUUCACCCGCACAGUCACCCUGCAGAUAUAAUUAUACAUAUUUUUUAAUAUGGAGUGAUUUUGCUGUAGGAUUUGCCACUUCAGCCGAAAACUGAUUAUGCGCUUCUGAACUGCAUUGUCUUUGAGCACUUUUCAAUGGAAUUUUUUACUGAGCACUGAUACAUAUUUUGCAGAUAUGUUGCUUGAGUGACUUUCUCCUGCUUCGGUAUACUAUAAGGCUUUUUUUAUCUUGAGAUUUGAUCUACCACUCUUUUCUGGUUUCCGACAAGAGCCCUACUUACACUAAAUCACAGCGUAUACUGAUUCUGACAGCAACUCCACACUCUGAACUAUGCGAAUAAGUUGAAAUAACAGUAUAGCACUGUA